Agrilus planipennis (emerald ash borer) is the source of this 1121-nucleotide messenger RNA. Its product is annotated as omega-amidase NIT2. NCBI's taxonomy places the organism in Eukaryota, Metazoa, Arthropoda, Insecta, Coleoptera, Buprestidae. The coding region runs from base 111 to 947 and encodes 278 amino acids. Gene Ontology annotation, biological process: L-glutamine metabolic process; oxaloacetate metabolic process. The record is from RefSeq and is a predicted model, not a curated record. Gene Ontology annotation, molecular function: omega-amidase activity. The transcript is spliced from 2 exons. Gene Ontology annotation, cellular component: mitochondrion.
ACAUAUUAUUGUUGUCUAUGAUAUUGUUGGUUAUGUUUUGUUAUGUUCUUAGUUUUUAUGCGGUUUUUAUAUAAUUGUAAGAUAACUGAGUUUUAGUCGUUGUUUAAAAAAUGCAUCGCAAAGUUCAAGCAGCCCUUAUACAAUUAGUAGUUGGGAAAAGUCGUAGCAAAAACAUCGAAAACGCUAAUCAAAUGAUUUGUGAAGCAAAGAAUAAAGGUGCAAAACUUAUAGCAUUACCCGAGUGUUUUAAUUCUCCCUACGGUACUAAUUUUUUCAAAGAAUAUUCUGAAUCCAUUCCCAAUGGUCCAACUUGCAAAAUGCUUUCAAAUGCGGCUAAAGAAAAUGAAGUUUAUUUAGUUGGUGGUACUAUUCCAGAAGAAGACAAUGGUAAAAUUUAUAACACUUGCACUGUCUGGGAUCCAAAAGGUGAACUAAUUGGAAAAUAUCGCAAGAUGCAUUUAUUUGAUAUAGAUAUUCCUGGAGGUAUAACAUUUAAAGAAUCUGAGAUUUUAACUGCAGGGAAUGACUUGCAAACAUUUACUAUAGACAAUAAUAUUAAAGUUGGAAUUGGAAUAUGUUAUGAUUUGAGAUUUGAAGAACUGGCAAAACUAUACCGAAAAAGGAAUUGUGAAUUACUGAUAUAUCCUGGUGCAUUUAAUAUGACUACAGGGCCACUUCAUUGGGAACUUCUGCAGAAGGCAAGGGCUCUUGAUAAUCAGUUGUUUGUAUUUGCCGUAAGUCCAGCAAGAGGAGAUAAAGGGUAUAUUGCUUGGGGACAUUCUCAAGUUACCAAUCCAUGGGGCAAAGUUAUUGCUCAGGCAGGUCAUACUGAAGAGAUAGUUUAUUGUGAACUUGAUUUUGAUGAAUGUGACAAAAUCAGACAACAAAUACCAACAUUUCCUCAAAGAAGAACAGACAUUUAUGACACUAUUCUUCUAAAUAAAUAACACUUCUUUACUAGGUGUAAGCUAUAAUUGCAAUAUUUAAACAUUGCUUUUAUUGUAGAAUACUAUGCAAUUUGUAAGUAGGAAUAGAUGCAUGUGGAUAUAUACCCUUACUGAUGUAUAUUUGUAUAUAUAUAUAUGUAUAUAUGUAUAAUUCUAAUGGUCCAUCUUAUUAUA